AUGGAUACUAUUGACGUUCAAAAUAAAUCAUUUGUUGUGCGUUGGCAGAAAGUUUCUCAAGGUGAUAUAGUUUCGUUUCGGUUGAAACCUUUGAAAAAAUCGAUAGGGUUUGGUAUAUACAGACGGUUUGGUGGAUCAUCCACGACUGAUUUGAGUGAAACAAACCAUGGGAGUGUAAAAGCUUCUUCGAAUAGUAAUACUAAUCCGUUAAUUCGAAUUUCAACCGAUGCCAAGCCUAACGUUGCCUUGGCAGAUCACGAAAAGGACAAAAACGUGCCGUUGCAAACAAGGUUAGCACAAAGCGGUCUGGAAAAGGUGACCUGGUAUGGGACCAUUUCUAACAACGAUACCGUUGCCGAAUCGUUCGAAUCAACUUGUGAGAGUUGUUAUUACGCGUUCAUUUUAGACAAUACUACUUCGAAGCAGACUAAGAAAAAAUGUUUAUUUUCGGUGAGUAUCAACCCUAGUGCAUCGGCAAUGGAAGGUUUGGAUGACGAUCAGGAAUCCGUCAUUUCAAACCAAGAGGAAAGCUUUGGUGCCAAUGGGACGAAUGGCAAGCGACCUUUGAAUUAUAGCCAAACGUCAUUCAAGGAUCCAUCUUUGUCCUCAUUAGCAAAAUCGAAUUCCAAUCCAUUUGCGCCAUCUCCAGGCCAGACUACUCCAAGCACAAUUUCCAACGUGGGUACAUCUAACGGACCAAACACUAAUUCUCCAGUGCCAAUAAAACCACUGAGUCCAAGUUCUACAUCCGCGACAGAUCACGAUUUGAAAAACAGUAAAGGAUUCCAAGGAUAUUUACUAAAAAAGAAGAGAAAGAAGCUACAAGGUUUUACCAAACGGUUCUUUAAACUCGAUAUAAAAUUUGGGAUUCUCUCAUAUUAUCUCAACUCUAAAUCUCCUGUGUGUCGUGGUGAGAUUGUUGUCCCACUUUCAUCAAUAAGUGCAAAUAAGCAAACUAAACUUAUUAUCAUUGACUCAGGCAUGGAGAUCUGGGUCAUGAAAGCUCGUGACGAAAAAGAUUGGGAACUUUGGAUUUCAAUGAUCGAGUCAUGUUUCAAACAAGACGCCCCAACUACUUCGCAAGAUCACGAAUCGCAUAACGUUGUCAUUCCUCCUGAUAAUGAUACCACAGCAUUUUUCCGCAAUUUAACAUCCCUAAGGAAAAGAAUAGAAGAAUGCAAGUAUCAAUCUUUAUCCUAUUCUAACUACACACCUAACGCAAUAGUAUCUCCCAUUCAGGGCCCUCCGACAUCUUCAAAGCAACAGAGGAAUGUGUCACGGUCCUCGUCUGUUUCUUCAUUCAUGAACUCCUUUUCUAGGCAACGGAACGGUUCAUUUGUAGAACAAGCUACCUCAGGCCAUGAUACUUCGAUCUUAUCUAAUAAUCCCAACGAGCCUCAACAUCAUGACUUAUAUAGAAAGCUAGCUGAUUUGGAGAAAAUUGCCAAGCAACUUGAUAUUGAUGGUAAGAUGUUAGCUACUAAAUGGGUUCCCAGAUCGCCAACUGCUUCCAUCUUUUCAGAUGACGAAUAUUUCGAUGCAAAUGAAGAACCUAUCAUCACGAUGUUAAAUGACGAUGUGGCCUUUGAAACCGAUAUCAGACCAAUAUACAGCUCUUAUAAUGACGAGGAUGAAGAGGAGGAAGGCGAAGGAGAGGAGGAAGAAGAAGCUGAAGAAGAAGAGGAGGAGGAAGAAGAUGAAAUGACAACAACAACAACAACAACACCAACUAGUAAUGAAUUAAUGACAUCAACAGAUAGAAAGACUAUAGAAACAGCAACAUCGAGAUCUCAAGAUCUAUCACCAUUACCAAUCAACAAAACUAUAAAGCGCAGAAACGAUAUCGCAAUACCAGUAUCAACCCCACCAAGUUUAUUAGGAUUCUUACGGAAAAAUGUCGGUAAGGAUCUAUCCAGCAUUUCAAUGCCGAUCAGUUUAAACGAACCCGUAUCUAUCUUACAAGUGCUAUCCGAGGCAUUCGAAUACAGUUGGCUUUUAAGCAAAGCUGCCACAAUGGAAGACGACGAAGUUCAAAGGUUGAAAUACAUCAGUGCAUUUGCACUGUCAUACAUGUCCAUUCACAGACAAAAGACAAGAUCACUACGGAAGCCAUUCACCCCAUUGUUGGGUGAAACGUAUGAACUAGUACGUGAGGAUAUGGGUAUCCGAUUAGUUUCAGAAAAAGUGUGCCAUAAACCACCUAUUUUUGCAUUUUACACAGAACACAGGGAUUGGAAAUGCUCAUACACCGUAACACCGGUUCAGAAAUUCUGGGGGAAAUCCAUCGAAUUUACCAACGAGGGAGUAUUCGAACUAACUUUCAACAACAUCGAUGCUAAAUACAGAUGGUCCCAACCUACCAUCGUAUUGAAAAACAUCAUUGCUGGUGAAAGGUACAUGGAACCCAGUAACCAGUUCUCAAUAUCAACGUCUACGAAUCUCAAAUCCAUCAUUGCAUUCAAAGCUGGAGGCAUGUUCAGUGGAAGAUCCGAAGACGUCGACGUGAGUCUUGUCAACGAGAAGGGCCAAAAGCUUGGAUCCCUCAAGGGACAGUGGACCAAAGAGGUCCGAGAUCUCGAUAACGGCCAACAAAUUUGGAAAUGCGGACCGUUAGUGGAAAACAGUGAAAAGAAAUACGGAUUCACCGUUUUUACCUCCAACUUGAACGAGAUCACAGAGACAGAAAAGGAUCAUUUACCACCAACUGAUUCCCGGUUGAGACCCGAUAUUCGCCUGUAUGAAAACGGUAUCAUUACAGAGGCUGAACAAAUGAAGCUGUCACUGGAACAAAAGCAACGUGAAAGAAGAGAUAAGGGCGAAGACGCACAACCUCAAUACUUCAAACAGAUUAAACCCAUGAAAUGGCUCCCCGUUACUGGUGAAAAUAACUACUGGGAAAGAAGAAAAAGGCACGAUUGGAGCAACACCAAAUCUUUAUGGUGA
This is a messenger RNA of Kluyveromyces lactis, 2943 nucleotides long. It is a transcript of the gene OSH3, whose product is annotated as oxysterol-binding protein related protein OSH3. NCBI's taxonomy places the organism in Eukaryota, Fungi, Ascomycota, Saccharomycetes, Saccharomycetales, Saccharomycetaceae. Bases 1 to 2943 code for a protein of 980 amino acids. The transcript has a single exon. The record is from RefSeq and is a predicted model, not a curated record. Gene Ontology annotation, cellular component: intracellular membrane-bounded organelle; cytosol; plasma membrane. Gene Ontology annotation, molecular function: sterol binding. Gene Ontology annotation, biological process: endocytosis; ER to Golgi ceramide transport; piecemeal microautophagy of the nucleus.